Molecule: messenger RNA, 1214 nt
Organism: Danio rerio (zebrafish)
Lineage: Eukaryota; Metazoa; Chordata; Actinopteri; Cypriniformes; Danionidae
Gene: tnni1d
Product: troponin I, skeletal, slow d
Cellular component (GO): troponin complex
Source: RefSeq, marked provisional
CAAAACACAGGUUACAUCUGAAAUCUCAAGUUGAAUAUCUAUUUAAGUCGGCGAGUUAACAAUGGGCGAUCCGAUACGAAGGCCUGGAAAUCCAAAAGUGGACAACAAACCAAAGUCCAAGAUUUCAGCAUCACGGAAGCUUUCUCUGAAGAUAAUGCUUCUUAACAGAGCGAUGGAAGAUUUGGAGAGAGAGAAACAGGAGAGGCUUGAAGAGAAAAAUUGCUACCUUAAAGAAAAACACCCUCCUUUACAGCUAUCUGGACUCUCACUAGAGGAGUUACAGAAUCUGUGUAAGCAACUUUAUUCCAAAAUUGACACAGUAGAUGAAGAGAGGUACGACUACGAGGAUAAAGUAAAAAAACACAACAAAGAUAUAAAUGAGCUUAAGUUGAAAGUUCAGGAUCUUGGAGGGAAGUUCAAGAAACCUGCCUUAAGGAAGGUGCGUGUAUCUGCUGAUGAGAUGAUGCGGGCCCUGCUUGGAUCCAAACACAAAGGCUCUAUGGACCUUCGUGCAAAUCUAAAGUCAGUCAAAAAGGAGGAUAUCAAACAAGAAAAGGUUUUGACCAGUGAGGUUGGUGACUGGCGUAAGAACGUGGAAGCUAUGUCUGGAAUGGAGGGCAGAAAGAAAAUGUUUGAUGCUGCUGGUGGAGGCCAGUGAUCCUCUUCUUGAAAGCAAACUGACCUUCAGAAUGGCCCGGGUCUUGACAGAGGAGAUCUAAAUGAGAUUAAAAAGUUUUCUGGCUUUGUUGAUCAUUCUGAGCUUCUAAAUUUUUUGCCAGUUCAUAUUACUUGCAGAUGCAUUAUGUUUUUCCUUUUAAGUAUUAGUUGACCGAACUAUUUAUGCCACUAACAUGCAUGUUAAUCCAAAUGAGAAUUAUGUUCUCAUUUUAAAUAAAAGAAAGCACAAAAUUUGAAAUUUUAGAAGAAUGUUGAUAUAGCUUGUUGCUGUACAAAGAAGGUCAACAAUAACCUAGGGGCUUUAAAAAUGCCAAAAAGCACCAUAAUGGUAGUUCAUUCUUCUAUACAUACUGUGAAGAACACAGAUGAUUCUGAGGCUUACACUGUAAUCUGCAUUCUGUAUAAACUUCUGUAAUUUCACUUUAAAAUGCAUGUAUAUUGACUAUAUAAAGCUUAGUAUACGUUAGACAGAGAUAUGUGAAUGUUUGUGUGUGCUACAUUGAAGUCUUAAGUUAGCAUUAAAUGCUGCAGUAUUA